GGCCACGGGGGGCUGGGACGCGGCGGUGCGGGGGCGGGAGGGCGAGAAGAGUGCGGGGGCCGGGGAGGAGGCGGGAAUUCCCGCCCGGAGGCCGGAACCCCGGGCUGCCAUGGAGUGAGCCCCUCGCGCGGCCUGAGAGUCCCCGGAGCAGCCGCGGCCGCCAUGGGGCCCUGGGGAGAACCGGAGCUCCUGGUGUGGCGCCCAGAGGCGGUCGCCUCGGACCCCCCGCUGCCCGUGGGGCUGGAGGUGAAGCUGGGGGCCCUGGUGCUCCUGCUGGUGCUCACGCUCGUCUGCAGUCUGGUGCCCAUCUGUGUGCUGCGCCGGCCCGGAGCGAGCCCCGAAGCCUCGGCCUUCCGCCAGAAAGCCCUGAGCCUGGUGAGCUGCUUUGCCGGGGGUGUGUUUCUGGCCACCUGUCUUCUGGAUCUGCUGCCUGAUUACCUGUCUGCCAUAGACGAGGCCCUGGCAGCCCUGCACGUGACGCUUCAGUUUCCCCUACAAGAGUUUAUCCUGGCCAUGGGCUUCUUCCUGGUCCUGGUGAUGGAGCAGAUCACGCUGGCGUACAGGGAGCAGUCGGUGCCACCGCCUCGAGAGGAGACGAGGGCGCUGCUGGGAACAAUGAAUGGGGGGCCGCAGCACUGGCACGACGGGCAAGGCCUCCCACAGGCGAGCGGAGCUCUCGCAGCUCCCUCAGCCCUGCGUGCCUGUGUGCUGGUCUUCUCCCUGGCUCUGCACUCGGUGUUCGAGGGGCUGGCGGUGGGACUGCAGCGAGACCGGGCUCGGGCCAUGGAGCUGUGCCUGGCUCUGCUGCUCCACAAGGGUAUUCUGGCCGUCAGCUUGUCCCUGAGACUGCUGCAGAGCCACCUGCGAGCAAAGGUGGUGGCUGGCUGUGGCAUUCUCUUCUCAUGCAUGACACCUCUGGGCAUCGGGCUGGGUGCGGCUCUGGCAGAGUCAGCUGGCCCACUGCACCAGCUGGCCCAGUCUGUGCUGGAGGGCAUGGCAGCUGGCACCUUUCUCUAUAUCACUUUCUUGGAAAUCCUGCCCCAGGAGCUGGCCACUUCCGACCAGAGGAUCCUCAAGGUCAUUCUGCUCCUAUCAGGCUUUGCCCUACUGACUGGCCUACUCUUCAUCCAAGUCUAGGAGGCUCUCAGAGGGGCAGGGGGAGAUUGGGAACCAGGUGCCCUUGAACCCACUUUCCCUCUUCAGGAAUGGGGAAGGGAUGUAUUGAGGCCCAAAGAGUUCUGAGAGGUGAGGAUGGAGCUUUUGGGACAAUCUGACCAAUGGGAAAGAAGUGAGUAGACAAAAGUCUGAUCCCCAGGCUCAAGGGACAAGGCAUGAUCAAGUCACUAGAGACAUGAUCAAGACACAUUAGUAUUAGGGAAGACACUGAGCACUAGGAUUGAGCAGACACUACACAGAGACAGCUGACACUGGGGAGGCUUUGGGAUGGAAGUAGAGAGGACGCAGACCCAGCACACAGUUCUCUUGUUUCUAGCCCAUUUCAGCCCUCUGUCAUGUGGAGUGGAUCCCUCCUAAUUUUCUCAGUCCUACUCUCACAUCUUUCUCCUUUCCUUCACCCAAGACACUAGUGCCAAGUGGCCUCUUUCUGCCAGUAUUGGUACCUUCUUUGGCUUCUCCAGUUCUGCUCACUCUAUUUUUAAAGUGCCAAAUAAAAUGCCCUCCCUCUUUCUCAAAGCACAGUGAUGCACUGAGCCCUUGCUCAGCACCUCAGUGAAGGGGUCCUUUUGCUCCUUAUUUUACUCCCAGAUUCUGGGGUGGGGCAGGAAUGUUUGUUGAGUUGGAGUGGAGGGAAGGGUUGGCAGAUCCAAGAGCCCUACCAUUGCUGCACUCUAGGAAUACUGAACAUGGAUAUAUGGUGCCCCAUAUGCCACAGGUGAUAAACAUUGAGCUGCCAAAACUUUUUAUAUCAUAGAAGCCCAAGGGGGGAUGGGGAAUGUUCACCCCCAGGGUUAGUGGGGAUGGGGGUGGGGGACUGGGCACAGGGCCAUAUUCUCUAGAAUCUAUUUUACUUACUGAUCUGUUUUGGUAUAUGUUCCCCAAAUAAAAGAUGUUUCUCUA
Molecule: messenger RNA, 2076 nt
Organism: Pipistrellus kuhlii (Kuhl's pipistrelle)
Lineage: Eukaryota; Metazoa; Chordata; Mammalia; Chiroptera; Vespertilionidae
Gene: SLC39A1
Product: solute carrier family 39 member 1
Exons: 4
Coding region: 163-1137 (324 amino acids)
Biological process (GO): zinc ion transmembrane transport
Cellular component (GO): plasma membrane
Molecular function (GO): zinc ion transmembrane transporter activity
Source: RefSeq, a predicted model, not a curated record